This is a messenger RNA of Aspergillus affinis, 666 nucleotides long. RefSeq names its product putative telomere-associated RecQ helicase. NCBI's taxonomy places the organism in Eukaryota, Fungi, Ascomycota, Eurotiomycetes, Eurotiales, Aspergillaceae. The transcript has a single exon. Bases 1 to 666 code for a protein of 221 amino acids. The record is from RefSeq and is a predicted model, not a curated record.
AUGACGAGUGGCGGCCCGGCUCGAGGCAGUAAAAUUACGCAGAUUCUGUUUCAGAAUACCGCAGGCACCCAAAGGAAUCUUUUCCUUCACCCAGAGACCAAACUAUUCGUGAUCAGGCUAGCAUAUUCAAAAACUUUCAGCCGGACCGGAAUCGAAAAGGACGCGUUACGAGUGGUCCCUUCAGGAAUUUCAUGGCUUUUGUUAUUCUAUUUAUUGAUCGUUAAGCCAUUCAUUCGGUCCCUGAUUCUAGAGGUGAAUGGGGCUGCAUUCAAAAGGCCGGAAUUCUUAUGGCUGAAUUUUCGAAGCCCUAGGUCCAGCCCUAGGUUCAACCCGGAAGAUGACCCGAAGGCGAACCCUAGAAAAGCCCUAACAAUCAGACCUCUGGAUGGCCGAGCCCUCUCAGCCUCAAUGCGGGCAUUCACCAACACCUUGAUCGGUCAGCCUAUCGGGGUAAGGGCCUGGAGACAUCUGGCGCAGGCCCUGAUUAGACAUAGUCUGGGGGGUGUGACCCGAGAGGAUCCGGAUGAAGAUCUCGAUCUAGAAGGUCUAGGGGCCAUGCAGAUGCACCAUUCUCGGCAGACAGGUCUCAUGGUCUAUGGCAGGCAGAAUUCGGCCUUUUCGAAAAUCGGCAGUGAACUGCAGGAGGCGCAAAUUGAAUUCAGCUAG